AGCUCUGCGGGGCGAUGUCCUCGCUGGUGAAGGAGGACCUGGCGAAGAGGCUGUUCGGCCCCCGGCGGCAGAGGCUGCACGAGUUCAUCGAGGUGGAGGGCGCGGGCGCGCAGCGCUACUACCUGUGCGCCGCAGUAACUAAAAAUAAGGAAGUAGAAAUAUGUAUGGUUAAACACUGGCGUGUGGAUCGAGAGGAGAAAUAUGAAAUAGUUGAAAAGUGGUUUUUGAAAGAUCUGGAGAUGAUUGAUGGAAAAGAAGCAGAUACAGAUAAUCCAUAUUUUGAUAUGCAUUUCCACAAAGUCUACAAUAUGGAAGCAUAUAGUUGUGCAUCUAAAUAUACCUUUGCUCGAACACUAAACAAACUGAAUGCCAUGUACCUUAAGAAGGACUUCAAGAUUGUGAACUUUGAUGACACCUACCUAAAUGAUGAUUCAAUCUGGUCAUCCAGCAAUAGAGAUUUCUUAGUAGUUAUGAGGGUUUGCUUCUAUGCUUCCAACCUUUUAUGUCUCUCCCUCUGUCGUUUCUCCUAA
Messenger RNA from Lonchura striata (white-rumped munia), 530 nucleotides. It is a transcript of the gene EXOC1L, whose product is annotated as exocyst complex component 1 like. Lineage: Eukaryota; Metazoa; Chordata; Aves; Passeriformes; Estrildidae. The record is from RefSeq and is a predicted model, not a curated record.